CAGACCUCGAACGUGGACCCCACAAACUGUCCUUAUUCUUCAACGUAUGGGUGAGGGCCCUGACACGACAAGUAAACCGCGAAAACACCAGAGAAGCGCGAUAACAUCGAGAAUAUGGCCGCCAUCGUCGAGCUUCCACCGCCCGCGCCCUCGAUACCCACCAAACAUGUGGCGAACACCACCACAAACUGCCCCUCAUGCGGUACCAGCGUGCAGGUGGAUAUAGAGCAGAUUGAGGGCGCGAGGAGGAGAAUAGCAGAGUUGGAGGCGCAGAUGGAGUGGCUAAAGGAGAAGGCGACCGCUGCUGUGGACAAAUGCGCCGAUUACGAGGACCAGCUUCGCAGUCUACGGGUGGCCCAGAGCAGAGACCGGCUUCCUCGCUCCAAUACCUCCGACUCCCUCGACCCGUUACAACACUCCGACGAGCAACCUCGCCCAGCAACCGCAGGCGCUACAGUCGCAAAACAUUCACGCUUCUCCUUCCUAACCGCGCGCCGUGGUUCCCCUAACAACUCCACCUCUUCCCCGCCCCCUCCACCGCAACUAUCCAAAGACCCAUCCAUUCUCCCACCUGCACCCGCCGACACGGCGCUCCUCAACGAACUCGAGCGCGAGCGCGCCCGUCGCGUCAAAGCCGAAGCUCGCAUCCAAAACGUAGACUCAGAGAUUGAAGAGCUCUCCGUCCAACUCUUCUCGCAGGCGAACGAGAUGGUGGCGGACGAGCGUAGGGCGAGGGCGAAGUUGGAGGAGAGGGUAGAACUGCUGGAGAGACGGGAUAGGGAAAAGAUGGGGAGGUUGGACAGGUUAGAGAAGGCGGUCAGCCGGAUUGACCGUGUGAAGGCGAUGCUCAAGGACGACCCCGUGAGCUCUAAUGUUGCCACGCUGGCACCGCCCGCGAGGAAGUGAAUGACUGUGGCAAAUGUGUGACGCCGCUUUGGAAUACCCCGCAGCUCUCUCUCUCUCUCUCGCUCUCUCUCUUUUCAUCUUUAUUGCUUCUUGAGAUACCCUACCUUUUCCUCUUCGGCACUCUGGCGGUACUUGGGCGUUUCAGCAUUGUUAUAGGCGAAUGGGGCUGCUCUGAAACAUUCCACUUGCAUUUGCGGAGUGGCGUUUGUGUACACAUGGAAAUCCUGCUCUGCAACAGUUAGCAACAUCUCACCUUGCAGUCAUUGAUACAUAUGGAUCAAAUAUCAAGACAUGACUGUUAAUUAACACCUUGGC
This is a messenger RNA of Cucurbitaria berberidis CBS 394.84, 1221 nucleotides long. RefSeq lists its product as uncharacterized. The record is from RefSeq and is a predicted model, not a curated record. The transcript is spliced from 2 exons. Gene Ontology annotation, molecular function: guanyl-nucleotide exchange factor activity. NCBI's taxonomy places the organism in Eukaryota, Fungi, Ascomycota, Dothideomycetes, Pleosporales, Cucurbitariaceae. Gene Ontology annotation, cellular component: Golgi to plasma membrane transport vesicle; cell tip. Bases 115 to 906 code for a protein of 263 amino acids. Gene Ontology annotation, biological process: exocytosis.